Messenger RNA from Menidia menidia (Atlantic silverside), 1309 nucleotides. Lineage: Eukaryota; Metazoa; Chordata; Actinopteri; Atheriniformes; Atherinopsidae. The record is from the annotation of a GenBank genome assembly.
GGAACGAGAUAUUCUCAGCCACACAGUAAAGGGGGCCGUCCCUGUUAGUGGAGAUCUGCCCGAGAAAGGCCCACCUAUAGUGAUCAUCUGAAGAUAUCUCCCAUUUAGACGAUAGUUUAACUCGUGUGUGCGACCAAAUUAUAAGGGAACAAGUUGAAGGCUAUUUUUGAAUCGCAGAUCGGCCAAGAUGGAUGUUUUUAUGAAGGGUCUGUCUAAAGCAAAAGAAGGGAUGGCUGUGGCCGCAGAGAAGACCAAGGAGGGAGUUGCUGUGGCUGCUGAAAAGACCAAGGAAGGAGUGAUGUUUGUAGGUAACAAGGCCAAAGACAGCGUCGGCACAGUGGCUGAGAAGACUACUGGAGCUGUUGGCAAUAUUGUUGCUGCCACUGGCCUUGGGAAGAAGGACGAGUUCCCAGCUGACAUGAACCCUGAGGAAUAUGGACAGGAGGCCAUGGAGGGCCAGGGAGAGGCAAUGUUGGAGCCAGAAGGGGAGACAUAUGAUGACACCCAGCAGGAGAGCCAGGAUUAUGAGCCAGAGGCGUAAACGCAUCAGUCAGAGCCACUAUCCAACCAGCAGCACAAUAAUCUUUCUAAUAAUAAAAGGACAAAAGCUGAAACUAAUACAAUUAUAUCCCUGUUGCAAAAAAAUCAACAAAAAGACAAGCAUUCCCACAGAAAAAUGUUCUUCCUUCAAGACAAAUCUUUUAUUAUUAUAUAUUGUACAUGUAAUGUUAUUAAUGUAGUGUGUUGGGUGUAGAUAUAUAUUGAAAUGUAGGAUUUGACCUCUCGGUCUCAUUUCCUUGAUUCCCUCCCAAUGAAAUGAGACCAGAGCCAGGCCUGUGACUUUGUACUUGUGUGUAUCUGUAUUUAAAAACGUGCAAUAGGUGUUCAGCAUCUUCCAAUGAGACAUUGGGAGUGGAAAAAAUAGAAAAAUGGCCAGUUGCAAGCAGAUAUGAAUACAAUAAUAUCUUCUUAAAUGUCAACAAUGCCUGUUUGUGGGUUUUUCCUUUUGCAUUUCUUUGAGGGUUAAUUUCUUUCUUAAGUAAGAGUUUUUUACAUUGUAUCUUUAUAGUUGCUCGUGAAUCAUUCCAGUAAACUCUUUGUUAGAAACCAACAGAGUGUACACGUUUGUGUGUGGGUGUGUUUGUGUGUUCUGAAGAGUUUAACAAGUUAAAGUCAAUAUAUUCUGUCUUGGAAUCAUAAUGGUUGUCAUAUCAAAAUGUGCUUUAAAUUGCAGGGCUUGUCAAUAUAAAGGUUUAUGUGUUAAGCCAGACAUGCAAAUCCUCUGUAAAUAAAAAAAUGAAAAAACUCA